AUGAAUGUGGAUUCACUAAGCCCUGCAGUCUUUGUCAAUGCGGAACUGUUACCCUUUUGUGUUGGAAGAAGGGUUCGUACUGUGAUACAAGUCGUGCAAUAUGAUGGUGUACUUGUCAUUGGAAAAUCACCCAAUGAGAAGCAGAUGAUUGUUAAAAUAUCACCUGAUUCACCCCUACCAUCUCCUCAUACGGGUUUUGUAGAAGUUAUUGGUAUUGUUAGCAGUGCCAAGUCCAUCAAAGUUGAAUUAUGGACCAACUUUGGUGAUGAAAUUGAUAUGUCCAGCUACCAUAAGUUAUGUCAGCUUGCAAAUGGAGAAUUCAAACACUUGUUCUUGUGA
Messenger RNA from Vicia faba (fava bean), 339 nucleotides. The record is from the annotation of a GenBank genome assembly. Lineage: Eukaryota; Viridiplantae; Streptophyta; Magnoliopsida; Fabales; Fabaceae.